Ceratina calcarata is the source of this 1584-nucleotide messenger RNA. RefSeq names its product Ubiquitin-like activating enzyme 4 (gene Uba4). The transcript is spliced from 5 exons. Gene Ontology annotation, biological process: protein urmylation; tRNA wobble position uridine thiolation. The record is from RefSeq and is a predicted model, not a curated record. The coding region runs from base 195 to 1505 and encodes 436 amino acids. Gene Ontology annotation, cellular component: cytosol; cytoplasm. Lineage: Eukaryota; Metazoa; Arthropoda; Insecta; Hymenoptera; Apidae. Gene Ontology annotation, molecular function: adenylyltransferase activity; URM1 activating enzyme activity; thiosulfate-cyanide sulfurtransferase activity.
AAAUGAGAGAAACAGUGCAGAUUUUAUCUAACUAGAACUUCAUAUGUACUGUUUAAUUCUAUAAUAAGAUAGGAUUAGAUGCUAAUAUAACCUAACUAAGCACUUAUUUUUAAUGAAACAUUUAACCCGAACUUUCUUCUAAACAUUUUUAAUGAAAUAAGAAGUUUCUAAAAGAAGAUAAUCUUCCAGUAAAGAUGAAUGAGAAAAAAUUGAUUGAUGAAAUUAAUGAGUUGCGUGAUUUGUUACGCAUGAAGGAAGCUCAACUAGCUGCUUUAAAACCCGAAAAACAAAUCCUACAAGAGUAUGGUUUAAGUAAUGAGGAGGUAUCAAAAUACAGUAGACAAAUUUUUUUACCAGAGAUAGGCAUUAAAGGUCAUAUAAAAUUAAAGAACAGUGCAGUAUUAAUAGUUGGAGCAGGUGGUCUUGGUUGUCCUGCUGCAUUAUACUUAGCAUCUGCUGGCAUUGGACAUAUUGGAAUAAUUGACUAUGAUGAUAUUGAAAUUAAUAAUCUUCAUAGACAAAUAUUAUAUGAAGAAUUAAGUAUUGGAACACCAAAAGUACACGUGGCUGCACAAAAUCUCAAUCGUUUGAACAGAGAUGUUCAAGUUACAUCAUAUAAAAUUCAACUAAACAGCAGUAAUGCCUUAGAAAUAAUAAAAAAUUAUGAUGUGGUACUAGAUGCCACUGACAAUGUUGCUACCCGUUAUUUGUUGAAUGAUGCAUGUGUAUUAAAGAAGAAACCUUUAGUAUCUGGGUCAGCAUUGAGGUUUGAAGGACAUUUAUCUGUAUUUAACUAUAAUGGACCUUGCUACAGAUGUGUAUUUCCUAAACCUCCUCCGCCAGAGACAGUAACAAAUUGUGGGGACGGUGGUGUCUUUGGACCUGCCGUUGGUACCAUAGGUGUUCUUCAAGCAUUAGAAACUCUUAAGAUUAUACUCGAUCUUCCCUACGUGCUAUCCGGUCAACUUCUAUUAUUUGAUGGUCUAGAAACGAAAUUUCGCAAUAUCAGUUUGCGAGCCAAGAAUGUGAACUGCGCCGUUUGUGGUGAACAUCCUACUAUACAUAAACUGAUCGACUACGAGGAAUUUUGUGGUGCUAAAGCAACCGAUAAAGAUCCAAAACUAAAUUUAUUACAAAAAGAUGAGAGAAUAACCGUAGAAGAAUAUAACAAGACACUGAAACUAGGCACGAAAGUUCACAUGUUAAUCGAUGUACGUUCACGUGAAGAGUUUGAAAUUUGCCAUCUAGAGAAUUCUAUAAAUAUACCAUUAAAGGAUAUUAACAAUAAUGAAAAUAUAACGUUAGUUAAAGACAAGUUACACGAGAUGCAAACACAACACAAUGAGAUCAGUUUGUUUGUUGUGUGUAGAAGGGGGAAUGACUCACAAAAAGCAGUAAAGAGUCUUCAACAAAUAUUUAACGGGAGCAAUUUUGAAAUAAAAGAUAUAAUUGGUGGAAUUCAUGCCUGGAGUAAGAAAGUAGAUAACAAAAUUCCUAUAUAUUAGCUGUACAUAAAAUUGUAAUUAUGGAUUCGCUAUUGAUUGUUUUUUUAUUCAUAAAACUAGUAUAUGUAUAAUUAAGCGA